This is a messenger RNA of Camellia sinensis, 776 nucleotides long. Lineage: Eukaryota; Viridiplantae; Streptophyta; Magnoliopsida; Ericales; Theaceae. The record is from RefSeq and is a predicted model, not a curated record.
GUCCUUCUCUUGCACAGUAUGUCGCCACGUGUUCCCCCAUUCACCGAGCCUUCCUUCCUGUCGUCCACCUUCAACCAAGUCUCCCAAAUAACCAUUACCAGUCCACUUCGAUUCUCUCUCUCUCUCUCUCUCCUCACAUCACAAACAAAACCCACUCACACUCUCUGUCUAACGUACUCUCCCAUUCACCCAGCAAUUCUGCUUCUCUCUCUCUCUCUCUCUCUAUAUAUAUAUAUAUAUUAUACUUCGGUUCCGCCAUGGACGUAGCUUGUCAGCUCGUCUGCUGUGGAGUCGAUCCUAUUCGUCGCACUUCUCUCUCUUCCUCUUUCAUCAACACGACAACGACCAGUCAUCACCGUUCAUUCCCGUCUACAAUCAGGAUUCGGAGGCGAAACGGCGUCGUGCGAGCCGUGGCCACAGAGCCCAAACCGACCGAUACAGGACCUUCGCGAUCUCCGCCAAAAGUGGUUAAUGGAUCUCCGAGAUCGUCUCCGCCCAAGGCAGUCAAUGGUGCUUCCACGAGAAUGGAAAAUGUUUCGAAGGAGAUCAAAAGAGUGAGAGCACAGAUGGAAGAAAAUGAACAGUUGGCGAUACUUAUGAAGGGGCUUAGGGGUCAGAAUUUGAGGGAUUCCCAGUUUGCUGAUGACAAUAUUCAGCUUCGCCUUGUUGAGGUUUGUUUGUUGUUUUUGAUGCACAUUCAUACCGGCUGGUGUGAAAUUUUACUUACUUUAAAGGGCUGUUUUACAUUUGUUAAGUGUUGAGUUUUAAAUCUAUGG